CUGAUUCUGUGUUCCGUGUUGACAUGGACAAGGGCCACCCUCCUCCAGUCUUAUUAUACCGCGGAUACCUUCUUAGAUGACAUACAAAUUUUUGAUUCUCUUCUGUCGCUGCAUGACUCUGACUCUCUAACUCAGUGCUCCGCUAUGUGUGGGGAGGACUGUAAUUGUUUUGCCUACAACUCCAAGAGAAAGACGUGCCAUCUUUAUUCUAAAUCGUGUGAUUCGUUGGAUUUGUUUUUAAGUGAUUACGAAACAGGGUGGAGGUAUUUCGCAGCAGUGUUGAAAGGAGAAGGUUGGCUGUCGUAUGGAAUGCAUAGUUACUUACAUAUAAAGACUAGCAUCAAUUGGUGGGAUGCUAAGUAUGAGUGCGAAAAACUAGGGGCCUAUUUGGUUACCAUAGAAACGGAAGAAGAAAAUACAUGGUUAACAGAAACCUUUCUGCCAGUCUUGGAUCCUGCUGGAUGUAACCCUUGGUGGAUUUGUUGUUCACAUUGGAUAGGUGCCAACGAUAUUGACAAGGAGAACCUAUUUGUCUGGACAGAAAACAACAACAACGUCACUUCCUAUUCCGACUGGCAUCCGGAUGAACCUGAUGACCUUGGCGACCAGGACUGUGUACAUCUUUGUCGUGACGGGAUUUGGGGAACAACCCCGUGUCACGAGAUGUAUUCAUACAUAUGUGAAAAAGACUAA
Saccostrea cuccullata (small rock oyster) is the source of this 693-nucleotide messenger RNA. RefSeq names its product perlucin-like protein. Lineage: Eukaryota; Metazoa; Mollusca; Bivalvia; Ostreida; Ostreidae. The transcript is spliced from 4 exons. The coding region runs from base 145 to 693 and encodes 182 amino acids. Gene Ontology annotation, molecular function: signaling receptor activity. The record is from RefSeq and is a predicted model, not a curated record.